GUAGUACGGCAAUUUCUGGCACCCGAAAUCUCAUGUCGAAAUAGCUAGUCUUCCGCUAUCGGUAGUAAUGGCGCUGACACGGUUCGAACGGUUCCUGGCCUCGGUACUGCGGGGAGCGGUCGGGAUGCUGUUUGCCGUCUUCCAGCUGCUCGCUCAGCGGCGGGGAGCCGACAGGUCGGUGAGGAGGCUCCCACCAAUCACCAACCCACUGUUGAGGGUCCCCGCGAUGCGGCUCGCCCGCAUGAUUCGACGGAGAGAGGUAACCAGUGUGGAGGUGGUACAGACCUACAUAGACCGCAUCCAAGAGAUUAACCUCAUCAAUGCCAUGGUCAAGGACAGGUUUUCAUUGGCCCUGCAGGAGGCAGCCCAGGUGGAUAAGCUGAUAGAGGAGGAGACAGGAGGAGAGGAUGUUCUGGAGGACAGGCUUCCUCUACUGGGUGUCCCUUUCACUGUCAAAGAGGCCUUCUCCCUCCAGGGCAUGCCUAACUCCACAGGGCUGGUGUCACGGCGGGGGGUGAUUUCGGCAACGGACGCUCCCCCGGUGGCUCUGCUGAAGAGGGCAGGGGCCAUUCCUCUGGGGGUGACUAACUGUAGUGAGCUCUGCAUGUGGCUUGAGUCCCAUAACCGCCUGUAUGGAAUCACCAACAACCCAUACGACCUGGAGAGGAUACCAGGCGGAAGCUCCGGAGGGGAGGGCAGUAUUUUGGGGGGCGGUGGUUCCGUGAUAGGGGUUGGCUCUGAUGUUGGGGGCAGUAUUCGCAUCCCAGCAUUCUUCAACGGCAUCUUCGGCCACAAGCCAACAUCAGGUGUAGUAUCUAACGUGGGUCAGUUCCCCCCAGCCUCGGGGCAGCAGCCUGGUUUCCUAUGUACAGGCCCAAUGUGUCGCUACGCCCAGGACCUGCUGCCAAUGCUCAGAGUUAUGGGAGGAGCCAACGCUGACAGGUUGUCUCUGUCGUCUGAGGUGGAUCUGAAGAGACUACGGUUCUUCUCUGUUCCUCACGAUGGAGGCUCUCCUCUGGUGUCUCCUGUCGACCAGCAGCUAGUCCUGGCUCAGAGGAGGGUGGUAGAGCGUCUGGAGGCAGACCUGGGGGUCAAAGUUCAGCAGCUGAAGAUUCCUCAGCUCAAAUACUCCUUCCAGAUCUGGAGUGCGAUGAUGGGAGCCCCGGGGAAGGAUGGAAAGCAGCCCACAUCGUUUGCAGAGCUGAUGUCUGACCAUGGGAAGAAGGUGUGGCCUCUAUGGGAGAUGGCUAAGUGGACUGUGGGACUCUCCAAGCACACCGUGGCUGCUAUAGGUCUGGUCCUGGUAGAGAUGUUCCAGAGGUCCCAGCCCACCCAGUUCAUCCUGCAGCAGAAGGAGUCUCUCCAGAAGGACCUGGAGGAACUGUUGGGGACAGACGGGGUUCUGCUCUACCCUUCUCACCCGCACCUCGCCCCCAAACACCACCAUCCCCUCUUCACCCCCUUCAACUUCUCCUACACUGGUAUCUUUAACAUUCUGGGCCUUCCGGUGACCCAGUGUCCGUUGGGGCUGAGCGCGGAGGGUUUACCCUUGGGACUGCAGCUGGUGGUGGGGAAGCAGCAGGACCGUCUCUCCCUGGCCACCGCUGUGUUCCUGGAGAAGACCUUCGGCGGUUGGAGAGACCCGGGGAGCAUCGCCACGGCCACCACCCAGCUAGAUACCUGGCUAGAUACCACGACAACAUCGUGAAUAUACAGAGAUGUUUAUUCUGGGAUGAAUGACAGUCCUAGAAGACAGAGGAAUGUAUGCACUGACACAGACAGGCAGACACACUCACACUGUCUGUUUGCACAUGCCGUCCUGUCAGUCGUCCAGCCUUGUCAUUCGUUCUUUAACAACAGACUGUCGCCAGGUUACUGAGUCACUCGUCCACUACAGUAUGUCUGUUGUGUCUUCGUCACAAAGUGCCCUAUGCUUGUCCAAAGAGCCUUUAUGUGUCCUGUCAUUGUGUGUUCCUGGCUUGUGUCCCAAAUGACUCCCUAUAUAGUACACUACAUUUGACCAGAGCCCUAUUCCCUACAUAGUGCCCUAUAUUUGACCAGAGCCCUAUUCCCUUCAUAGU
Messenger RNA from Oncorhynchus tshawytscha (Chinook salmon), 2081 nucleotides. RefSeq names its product fatty-acid amide hydrolase 2-A-like. NCBI's taxonomy places the organism in Eukaryota, Metazoa, Chordata, Actinopteri, Salmoniformes, Salmonidae. The record is from RefSeq and is a predicted model, not a curated record.